CCUUCCCUUUUCUCUCCCCCAGUUCCUGACGACCUGACCCCGGAGGAGCGGCAGGAGCUGGAGAAUAUCCGCAGACGCAAACGGGAGCUGCUGGAGGACAUUCAGCGUCUGAAGGAUGAGAUAGCAGAGGUCACGAAUGAGAUUGAGAACCUGGGAUCCACUGAAGAGCGGAAAAACAUGCAAAGAAAUAAACAGGUGGCCAUGGGUCGUAAGAAAUUCAAUAUGGACCCCAAAAAGGGGAUCCGGUUCUUGAUAGAGAAUGACUUGCUGAAGAACACCUGUGAGGAUAUCGCUCAGUUCCUGUACAAGGGAGAAGGCCUGAAUAAGACUGCAAUCGGAGAUUACCUGGGGGAGAGGGAUGAUUUCAAUAUUCAAGUUCUUCAUGCCUUUGUGGAGCUGCAUGAAUUCACGGACCUCAACCUGGUGCAAGCUCUACGGCAGUUCCUCUGGAGUUUCCGGCUGCCCGGAGAGGCCCAGAAGAUUGACCGCAUGAUGGAAGCGUUCGCCCAGCGAUACUGCCGGUGUAACCCAGGGGUCUUUCAGUCCACAGAUACCUGCUACGUGCUCUCCUUCGCAAUCAUCAUGCUCAACACCAGCCUGCACAACCCCAAUGUGAAGGACAAGCCCCCGGUGGAGCGCUUCAUUGCCAUGAACCGGGGCAUUAACGAUGGAGGGGACCUGCCAGAGGACCUGCUCCGGAAUCUGUACGACAGCAUUAAGAACGAACCCUUUAAAAUCCCAGAGGAUGAUGGGAACGACCUGACACACACCUUCUUCAACCCCGACAGAGAGGGCUGGCUCCUCAAGCUCGGUGGCCGUGUAAAAACUUGGAAGAGACGGUGGUUCAUUCUCACAGACAACUGCCUUUAUUACUUUGAGUACACCACAGACAAAGAACCCAGAGGAAUUAUCCCCUUGGAAAACCUCGGCAUUCGAGAAGUCGAAGACUCGAAAAAGCCGAAUUGCUUUGAGCUGUACAUCCCAGACAACAAAGACCAGGUGAUCAAAGCCUGCAAGACUGAGGCGGACGGCCGCGUGGUGGAAGGGAACCACACGUUCUACCGCAUCUCGGCCGCUGCCACAGAGGAGAAGGACGAGUGGAUCAAGUGCAUCAAGUAA
Messenger RNA from Polyodon spathula (Mississippi paddlefish), 1119 nucleotides. Its product is annotated as cytohesin-1-like. The coding region runs from base 178 to 1119 and encodes 313 amino acids. The record is from RefSeq and is a predicted model, not a curated record. The transcript has 11 exons. Gene Ontology annotation, molecular function: guanyl-nucleotide exchange factor activity. Gene Ontology annotation, biological process: regulation of ARF protein signal transduction. NCBI's taxonomy places the organism in Eukaryota, Metazoa, Chordata, Actinopteri, Acipenseriformes, Polyodontidae.